This is a messenger RNA of Amorphotheca resinae ATCC 22711, 1529 nucleotides long. RefSeq lists its product as hypothetical. The coding region runs from base 93 to 1373 and encodes 426 amino acids. Gene Ontology annotation, biological process: amino acid metabolic process; biosynthetic process. The transcript is spliced from 7 exons. Gene Ontology annotation, molecular function: pyridoxal phosphate binding; transaminase activity. Lineage: Eukaryota; Fungi; Ascomycota; Leotiomycetes; Helotiales; Amorphothecaceae. The record is from RefSeq and is a predicted model, not a curated record.
UUAUAUUCCCAUUGCUGUCUCGUACAAGACACUGGCCUCCCUGCCUUGUGAUUUCUUCUAGUUGCCAACACUUUUACCACAAAAUUAUAAAUAUGGCAUCCCUCCUUUCCAAUCGAGGACAAGAAAAUCUUGCGGGAUUAGAGAUUCCAUGGCGGUUUGCACCACCAGCUUCAAAAAGAUACAAUAAAGUUUCAAAUCCGUCAGGUUUGAUAUCCUUCGCCACGGCCGAGAAUGCAGGGGUUCAAGAAGAACUGGAAAGAUACGUCGCAGAAAAUGUCAGAAUCCCCGCAGCAGCAUUCUUCUACCGUUAUAGUACCCUAGGUGGCCCCCUCUUUCCCGCAGCGAUGGCUUCCUUCAUGAAUGAGCACUUCAAUCCCUUCAUACCCGUAGAGGGGAACCAGAUAUUAGUCGCCAGCGGCAUAACAGGAAUCUUGAAUAUGCUAGCGUUCAGCCUGGGCGAUCCAGGCGAUGCGGUUCUGGUCAGUUCUCCAAUAUACGGGCGAUUUGAGCUGGACUUCAGCAACGAGGCGAGGUUGAGGAUAGUUUAUGCGAGGAUGGAAGGGUUGGAUUCUUUUGAAGAGGGGGUAGUGGAGCGAUUUGAGGAAGCGAUAAAGGAAGCCGAGGCGAGUGGAACGAGGAUCAAGGCAUUGAUGAUCAGUAACCCGAGUAACCCGCUGGGGAUAUGUUAUCCGAGGGAAACACUGCGAAAAAUCAUGGCCUUUUGCCAAAACCAUCGAAUUCACCUCAUCAGCGACGAAGUCUAUGGACUUUCUGUCUUCGAUACUGGCAAUCCAGAUGCCAUGUCUUUCACGUCGGUUCUGUCUUUCGACACAACCGGGCUUAUAGACGAUGAGCUUCUCCACGUGCUUUACGGGAUGAGCAAAGAUUUCGGUGCAGCAGGUCUUCGUCUCGGCUGUCUCAUCACUCGCAGCGUUCCCGUAUAUCGCGCUUGUACCGCAAUCGGCCGCUUUCACAACCCCUCGGGUCCCUCCAUUGCAAUCGGUACCGCAAUUCUCGAAGACCGCGCAUUUCACACAUCCUUCCUAGCUCGUUGCCGCUCCCGUCUCAGUAACGCCUACAAAGUUACCACCGGCGCUCUAGAGAAGGCAAAUAUCCCAUAUCGUAAAGGUGGAAACGCCGGGUUAUUUGUUUACGUCAAUCUAUCUGCAUGGCUGCCCGACGCAGGCAUGAGUGGGCAAGAUAGGGAGUUUGCGUUGGCGCAGCACCUGGUUGAUCAUGGAGUAUUUCUGCAUCCAGGUGAAGAGCAUUGUGAGGAGGCGGGAUGGUUCAGGUUGGCGUUCGCGAGUCUGGGUGACGAGGAGCUGACGGAGGGCCUGAGACGCUUGACAUCUGCGCUUGACUCGUUGGCUUGAGAAUAGAUUCUUAUGUGGAAGAGUUGAUGAGAUCUUGUUGCGUAGCACUUAUCAGUGGCUAUGGAAGAAAUAUAAGUAGGAAUCACUAUUUAUGAACGGAACUCGCAAUGCUUUUACCCUUCAUCUUAUUUGGAUGCUAUUCAUUCUAAAUUGAAG